CUCACUCUCUUUUUCUCUGGUAAAUAAAAAAGUGUAAACAAUGGUAGCUGUGCGACGAAGAAGAACCCAAGCGUCAAACCCUAGAUCCGAACCACCGCAGCAACACAUGGCGGAUGAUACCGAUUCCGAUUGGGAUACAGUCUGCGAAGAAUGCAGCUCCGGGAAACAACCUUCAAAGCUGCUUCUUUGCGACAAAUGCGAUAAAGGGUUUCAUUUAUUUUGUCUAAGACCAAUCCUCGUUUCAGUUCCCAAAGGCUCUUGGUUCUGCCCUUCUUGUUCCAAACACCAGAUCCCCAAAUCUUUCCCUCUUGUUCAGACUAAGAUUAUAGAUUUCUUCCGGAUUAAGCGGUCUCCAGAUUCAUCUCAAAUCUCAAAUUCUUCAGAUAGUAUUGGGAAGAAACGGAAAAAGACUAGCUUGGUGAUGUCAAAGAAGAAGAGGAGGCUUCUUCCAUAUAAUCCUAGCAAUGAUCCUCAAAGGAGACUUGAGCAAAUGGCGUCUCUUGCUACUGCGUUGAGAGCUUCCAACACUAAGUUUAGCAAUGAGCUUACUUAUGUAUCUGGAAAGACUCCAAGAUCUGCAAAUCAAGCUGCUUUUGAGAAAGGAGGCAUGCAGGUUUUAUCUAAAGAAGGCGUGGAUACGUUAGCCUUGUGCAAGAAAAUGAUGGACCUUGGUGAAUGCCCGCCACUCAUGGUCGUCUUCGAUCCUUACGAAGGGUUCACGGUAGAGGCAGAUAGGUUUAUAAAAGACUGGACUAUAAUCACAGAGUACGUAGGAGAUGUUGAUUAUCUGAGAAAUAGAGAAGAUGACUAUGAUGGAGACAGCAUGAUGACUCUACUUCAUGCCUCUGAUCCUUCACAAUGUCUAGUAAUUUGCCCUGACAAACGCAGUAACAUUGCGCGGUUCAUCAGUGGCAUCAACAAUCACUCUCCAGAAGGAAGGAAGAAGCAGAAUCUGAAAUGUGUGAGAUUCAACAUCAACGGAGAAGCUAGGGUUCUUCUCGUAGCUAAUAGAGACAUAUCUAAAGGAGAAAGAUUGUAUUAUGAUUACAACGGAUACGAACAUGAGUAUCCAACUGAACAUUUUGUAUAACCCUGUGAAAUACAUAAGAAAAUUCAUUUAACCUA
This is a messenger RNA of Arabidopsis arenosa, 1125 nucleotides long. Lineage: Eukaryota; Viridiplantae; Streptophyta; Magnoliopsida; Brassicales; Brassicaceae. The record is from the annotation of a GenBank genome assembly.